AUGAGCUGCAAGGUCAUAUCAGUCAUUGGCACGACCGGCGUGGGCAAGUCGCAGUUUGCCGUUGAGCUUGCGCGCGCAGUUGACGGCGAGAUUGUGAAUGCCGACUCCAUGCAAAUGUACCGCGGCCUCGACCAGAUCACCAACAAACACCCCGUGGCCGAGCGAAAAGGUGUACCGCACCAUGUGAUGGACCACGUGCCCUGGGAUACGGAGUACUACAUUCACAGGUUCAAACAGGAGGCCAUGGCAGCAAUAGCAGAUAUUCACAAGCGCGGGAAAACCGCCAUCUUGGUCGGUGGCACGCACUAUUAUCUUCAGAGCCUGCUUUUUCUAAACAAGACCCUGGAUACCGCCACGGCCGAGCCGCUGACCGAGGCUGAGCGCGCGAUUCUGGACGGCCCACCCGACGACGUAUUUCGCACUCUGCAGCAGAAAGACCCCGUCGUGGCGCAGAAGUUCCAUCCGAACGACCAUCGUCGCGUGCGCCGCGCGCUCGAGAUCUACUUCUCCACCAAGCAGCGCACGUCUGAUCUGUACCGGUCGCAGCAGCAGCAGACAACAUCGGCGCUCCGCUACCAGAUGCUGUUUUUCUGGCUGUAUGCGCGGCAGGACGUGCUGGACGAGCGGCUCGAUUCCCGCGUGGACAAAAUGUUGCAGCAGGGCGCGCUGGACGAGAUCCGCGCGAUGCACGCGUUCCGUGCGCAGAUGGAGCGCAAGAUGGCGCUUGAUCGCGGUGUCUGGCAGGUCAUUGGGUACAAGGAAUUCCUGCCGUACCUGGAAGAAGGCCCUGGACGGCUGGCUGGUUGCAUAGAGGACAUGAAGCGCAACACGCGGCGGUAUGCGCGCCGGCAGGUGAAAUGGAUUUCCAGGACGCUGACGCGCGAGCUGGGGCGCGAGGAGCAGUUUGGCUGGCCGAACGGCGGCCAGGUGGUGGUGCUGGACGCUACAGAACUUGGAAACUGGGAGCAGGACGUGGCACGGCGCGGAGUGGACGUUUGCCGCCGAUUUUUGACCGGCUCCCCGCCUGUGCAGGCACUGACGGUGCCAGAGACGCUGUCGGGAGUGCUGGUGGUGCCUGGGGAGGCUGGGAAGGACGAGACAAACUGGCAGCACCACUACUGCGAGACGUGUGUGGACGAAACGGGACGACCGACGCUGUUUGUCGGGGAGCAGUACGCGAUCCAUCUGAAGAGCAGACGGCAUCGGAGCAACGUAAAAAAGAGCCUCAGAAGGCCAGUGCAUACGAAGUAA
This is a messenger RNA of Ogataea polymorpha, 1251 nucleotides long. RefSeq lists its product as uncharacterized. NCBI's taxonomy places the organism in Eukaryota, Fungi, Ascomycota, Pichiomycetes, Pichiales, Pichiaceae. Gene Ontology annotation, cellular component: mitochondrion. Gene Ontology annotation, biological process: tRNA modification. The transcript has a single exon. The record is from RefSeq and is a predicted model, not a curated record. Gene Ontology annotation, molecular function: tRNA dimethylallyltransferase activity; ATP binding. Bases 1 to 1251 code for a protein of 416 amino acids.